This is a messenger RNA of Microcebus murinus (gray mouse lemur), 8817 nucleotides long. RefSeq names its product ring finger protein 150 (gene RNF150). Gene Ontology annotation, cellular component: nucleus. Gene Ontology annotation, biological process: ubiquitin-dependent protein catabolic process; positive regulation of DNA-templated transcription; protein ubiquitination. The record is from RefSeq and is a predicted model, not a curated record. Lineage: Eukaryota; Metazoa; Chordata; Mammalia; Primates; Cheirogaleidae. Gene Ontology annotation, molecular function: ubiquitin protein ligase activity.
CGCACGGCAGCGCCCCAGACCGCGAGCAACCGCGCCCGCCCCCGCCGGGGCUGGGGCGCAGAGCCGCCACCCCGCAAGCUCCCGGGCCCCCUGCCACCUCUAUGAGAGGAGGAGAAGCCAGGCGCAGGAGCAGGACGCUCGGCAGCCGGACUCCUCCGCGGGCCCCCUCCUCCCGCGCCCCCCGGGCGCCCGAGAGGCGAAAUGCAACAGCGGCGCUCGGGCUGAGAGGGGAAGGGGCCGGCGCCAUCCACUCGCCCGGAAUCCGGUCCCCUCGGCGGCUGCGCGUCCCGGCCGCGGCCCCCCGGGCCCGCGAGUGAGCGGCGGCAGCAGGAGGAGACGCGGCCGGCCCGGGGCUGGCCGGGCCUGGGGAGGGGGGACGGGGCGGGAGGAGCGCGCGGGGGGCGGGGAGGGGGCCCCGGCGGAUAAAGAUGGCAAUGUCUCUCAUCCGAGCGUGCCGCAGCCUGGCUCUCUCAACAUGGCUGCUUUCCUUUUGUUUCGUGCAUCUGCUCUGCCUGGACUUCACCGUGGCCGAGAAGGAGGAAUGGUACACCGCCUUCGUGAACAUCACCUACGCCGAGCCCGCGCCGGACCCCGCGGCCGGGGGAGCGGGCGGCGGCGCCGAGCUGCGCACGGAGAAGACGGAGUGCGGGCGCUACGGGGAGCACUCGCCCAAGCAGGACGCCCGCGGGGAGGUGGUCAUGGCCAGCUCGGCCCACGACCGCCUGGCCUGCGACCCCAACACCAAGUUCGCCGCCCCGACCCACGGCAAGAACUGGAUAGCCCUCAUCCCCAAGGGCAACUGCACGUACAGGGAUAAGAUCCGGAACGCGUUCCUGCAGAACGCCUCCGCCGUGGUCAUCUUCAACGUGGGCUCCAACAACAACGAGACCAUCACCAUGCCCCACGCAGGUGUGGAAGACAUCGUGGCCAUAAUGAUUCCGGAGCCGAAAGGGAGGGAGAUAGUGAGCCUGCUGGAAAGAAACGUCACCGUGACCAUGUACAUCACCAUCGGAACCCGGAACUUGCAGAAAUAUGUGAGCCGCACUUCGGUUGUGUUUGUCUCCAUCUCCUUCAUUGUCCUGAUGAUCAUUUCCCUCGCAUGGCUGGUCUUUUAUUACAUCCAGAGGUUUCGGUAUGCAAAUGCCAGGGACAGGAACCAGCGCCGACUGGGAGAUGCAGCAAAGAAAGCCAUCAGCAAGCUCCAAGUCAGGACAAUCAAGAAGGGUGACAAGGAGACAGAGCCUGAUUUUGACAACUGUGCCGUUUGUAUUGAAGGGUACAAGCCCAAUGACGUCGUCAGGAUCUUGCCCUGCCGGCAUCUUUUCCACAAGUCCUGUGUUGACCCCUGGCUUCUAGAUCAUCGCACCUGCCCCAUGUGCAAGAUGAACAUUCUUAAAGCCCUAGGGAUCCCGCCCAACGCCGACUGCAUGGACGACUUGCCCACCGACUUCGAGGGCUCUCUGGGAGGGCCGCCAACCAACCAGAUCACAGGCGCAAGCGACACGACAGUAAAUGAAAGUUCAGUCACUUUGGACCCUGCUGUCCGGACUGUGGGAGCCUUGCAGGUGGUCCAGGAUGCAGACCCCACGCCCCAGGAGGGAGAAGUUAUCUUUACUACCAACAGUGAGCAGGAGCCGGCUGUAAGCAGCGAUUCUGACAUCUCGUUGAUUAUGGCAAUGGAAGUUGGACUGUCUGAUGUAGAACUUUCCACUGACCAAGACUGCGAAGAGGUGAAAUCUUGAAAUGGCGAAUAUAGAAAAAGAGAUAGUAGGACCCAAGGGGAAGGAAGGGACGAGUACGCUGGGACUUGAACCAGGCACACACACCUGCAGAGCACCUUGGCAACUCCAGGGUGCUCCGUUCAAGAAUGACAACGAAAAGCAAUAUCCAAAGUCUUGUUAAUCAGGAUGCAGUUUCUCCAUCUCUGCGACAGUCCGCGGCCUUGGCAGCUCGGAGGGUGAAAGCUGGUUCCCGCGUCCUUGCAGGCGUACGCUUCAGAAGCUCCUACGACAGAGACAGAAAAGACACCUUUAGUAUUUCUCGGUUUCAUUUCAGUUUUUUCCGGGUCUUAAUUGUUCUUGUUUUUGGAAUGUCGUUUGAUUUCUUUGGCAAUUUCUGUUUGAAGACUAUGUGUAAUUGACUUUAUAGCCACUCCUUUGUUCUUCCUUUGGUUCACUCCAGCUUUUGUAUAGAUUUCUGUUUAGAAGCACCAGUUCCUCCUAUGGUCAGUUUGUAGUCCACCUCUGAGAGGUAGGGUCUUGACCUCUUGGCAUGAAGUGUGCAUGACUUUGAGAAGUGCCUCCGCACCCUGAAACAGACUAAGGCCAGCUUCCAUUAAGAAUCUAAAUUCUUUUAAGUGGGUCUUGAAAAUCCCAGCUGCCAAAGACCCCACCACCAAGCUCCUAUCUGCUGAGCCACUGCUCAUUAUUUUCAGCAGCACCACACCGGCUUCCGCUUGACAGGCUCUGUUAAGGGCCCUGGUGACGUGUGGCGGGAGCUCUAGGGAAGAAGUUCAAUUCAUCUGGGUCUAACUGUCUUUGGCUGAAAUUCUGAACUCGGAAGCACUCUCCAGGGCCUCCAAUCUUCGGUGGCUGUGGGGCUGGUUUUAAAACCAGAAACUGCAUAUUCUUCCCAUUAAAAACAAAAUGCCUGUUGCCUUGGCUUUCCCUGGGCUAAAGUAGAUUUUUGUCACUUAGUGGGUCAGCAGGAGAUGGGGGCUUUAAAAACGGGUCGGUCAUUUUUGAGCCCAGUGGCAAACACAGUGGGGGCUGCAGUAGCACCUAGAUCUUACCUUAAUUUCAAAAUACUUCUGUUACACCUCACGAGACCACAUGGAAGGCUUUGCUUCCUGGGGCUCCCAAGUGUGUCCAGAUACCAGGUGGGGAAUGAGGUGUAUGGUUUGAUAAAUCAUUUGAACCAAAAAGUGCAGCAUGAGAAUUUGCUGAAACAAGUUUAUCCCGACUGAGAUAGACAAAGCAAGUAAGAGAGAAAGGAGAAGAGGUAUCCAAUGAAUACUCAAGUGCACCGCCAUUUUUAAAACUGUGUCUGUUUUUAUUCUUUUUGUGUAACUUUUUUUCAGAAAAGUGCUAUUUUUUUCUGAAAUAGCACUAUUUGUGCAAUUUUUUCAGUGGGCCAUUUUGUAAUACAUUGAGACUAUCCAGAUGCACAGAUGAUUAAGGUAAUGAAUAGCUUCUCUGAACAAUCAGAGAGGGUCACUUCAUCAUCUCUAAGCAGUUGGCCAAGGCCAGGCUGUUGCUUGGAUUAACUACAAAAGAAAGGCUUUUCUCACUGCAUUGUAUUUACAUAUUUGACGAGAGCUUUUCCACCUCAAGAUGCUAACACUCAUUCAAAAGCAGAGUUCAGUGCUGCUGUAAAAGCUCACCACCUGUUCAUUCAUGGCGUGCGGGCCAAGGGAGAAAGAACACUACUAGUUGCUCUUUUUUUACCGCCUUUAAUAAUUUCCCAUCUGAUGGUUUAGAAGGAGACAGCAAGGCAAAGGAAAAUGAUUACCACCUUCAGAAAGAUCUGGCACUUGCUGUAAAGAGAUCCAGUCUCUAGGUGUGGGAAGGCAGGCAGGGAGGAAUAAAGAGACCUCUGACCCAGGAGUCCUGGGUGAGCCACACCCUUGCUAGCUCUCAGCUUUUCCAUCUAUAUGGUGAAGAGUUUAACAACACAAUUUCCAAAGCUUCCCUGGCUGUAGCAGCACUGACUAGCAUUUUGCUAGGUGGAUAUACUUUUUGCAGAUAGCUGUGACAUGGGCAAGCAGGCUGAGGCUUGGGGAGGCAGAGUUAUUUGACUUACAACAUGUAAUAACAGCCUGUGAGAUUUGGCACUCCUGUGUUGCUGCGGAUGAAGAUCUAAAUGAUUGAAGUUUUAAUUCCAGGUAGGAGUUGGUUUGUUCUGCCUUGUUGAAAAACUGCCGUUAGUCACAGAGUCUUCGAUCUCUGGAUACCUUCAAAUCCCACCUCUCAAUGUGGGAUUCUUGAUCUCAGUGUAGGUCUGUACUACUUACUCCUCCUUCAGUCAGCUUUGCCCAAAACAGAUUUUGGAAUUAUUGGUAUUAACCUAAGUCCAGUGGAAUUAGAAAGAAAAUUCAGCAGCAAAAGAAAUAUAAAUUGUAUUUCCUACCCAGAGAGAAAACGCCCUUUGGCUUGUAUAGUCCUCUGUUUGAUGAGUGUUUUUCCUUCUUGCCAAUAACCAGAUAAAUCAGGAUUUGACUCAAAUGCAGGCCCUGGUCACAGCUGCCCUACAGGAUGCUGUGUGGAUGAUAAGGGGUCCCAGAGGCCAACCUGAGGCCUGUGAAUCUGACCCCAAGGAGGUACUGCUGCAAAUCCCAUGAGCUUAUGACAUUCUCUACUUACCAAAGGUUUAUUUCUAGAGAUUUCCCUGUGGCUUUGAUAGUUUUUUAAAAAGUAUAAGCAGAAAGUUUUCAUUUCAAAAGAAAGAGAAACAGCCCUUCUCCAUAGCCUUCUUCAUCACCUCCCCCCAAAAGAGACUCUGACCUGGAGACCCAGUGGUCCACAGAUGAGUGUCAAGGGUGUCGAACCCUCUAGAUGCUGAUGCAGAUUGAAUGUGCAUUUGCAGAUGUGCAUUUUUCUAAAGCGAGGGUCUAGACCAGCACUGUCUGAUAGACAUAUAAUGCAAGUCACAUACUUAAUUUUCUACUAGCCACAUUUUUAAAAAGUAAAAAGAGACAGAUAAAGUCAUUUUAAUCAUAUGUUUUAUUUAACCUAAUAUUAUUGUUUCAACACAUAAUUAAUGUAAAAAGUAUUAAUGACAUAUUUUACAUUCUUUUCUUGUACUAAGUCUCAUCCAUUGUGUUUUUUACACUCACAACACAUCUCGAUCUAGAUGAGCCAUGUCUCAUGCACUCAAUAGCCAUAUGUGGCUAGCGGCCACUGAUAGGACAGCACAGGUCUAGAGCUUCUCCAGUAGCCUCACAAGAUUCCCUGACCCUUGCAAAAGAAAAAGGUGAAAACCUUAAUUACCUCCAGAGAGAACCAGACACCACCCAAGUCGCCUAAUGAAAGGCCCAGAGAUCCGUUUAUUUUAUAGUGAAUAAAGAUUCAGGCAGCCCUUUCUGCAAUGUCUGCUUGAACUUUCUAGCCACAUCACUGAUGUCUAUUAUCAUUUAAUCUUACUUUUCUGGCCAGUUGUUUUUUAAAAAGUCACACAAACCUUGUCAAUUUGGUGCUGAAACAAAAUUAUAUCCCUCACUUCUAUGAUAAACCCUUAGGCUAAUAUAUGGCACUUAAGAGCCAGAGAGAAUUCCAGACUGAAGUCAUCCAACUUUACUUUAACUCUUUCUUAUUUGUGGCCAGCAGAAGGUCCUUUCCCAGUCCCAGUGUCUGCUGUCCCCACAGCUGUAGCUAAAACUUAAGGAUUUUGGAAGAAAGAGUGAGAAAUUACAUAUUGACUCCAAAUACAAAACUUACUGUGGCCUUACUAAGAAAAAAUCUUUGGGGCUUAUGACUGCCCAGCCCCUACUUAGUGAAUUCUGACCACCUCCGAUAGCCAGCUUUGUACUCAAGGUGAGCAUCCACCUACCACCCCUAGAAAAGGAGCAUUAGCAUUCACUCAGAAUAACUUAGGGUCACCUUUAGGAAUUGCUACCUCCUGUGUGUCUAGUCCCUUUGGAAGAGCUGGCCCCUGACCAUGGAACCACCAUCUGAACAUUAACUUAUGCUCUAAGUCAAUGUUCACCUCCCUGGAACAUAAACUCUGGUCAUCUAUGUAGAGAGAGAGAGAGAAGCAGGAGAAAGUUAAAAGUGACAAAGGUACCUACCCAUUUUGGCAUCACAGGGUAAUGAUCAUAACCAUGGAAGCAAAUCCCUGUCCAAAAAGGUUUUCUUUUUUAAAAAAAAAAUUGUUUUGCUUUGUUUUUAGCAUUUACCUUCAUCCUGGUGAGAUAUCCUGGUCAUUCAUGGGCCUUGGUUUGGUCAUAUCAAAAAUCACAGUGCCCGGUGGCCAUUUCUGUCACUGCCCUGACAGCUGUGUGGCUACCAUACUUUCAGAACCAAAAAUGAUGACAGGUAGUCUAACCUGGGAUUCUUUCUUAUUUAUGAAUUGUUUAGAUGGAAAUUUUUACAGAGCAUAAAAAUUCAAUGGUUAUCCAUUGAAUGCAUCACCUUGACUGAAAACAAAUCUCAUUGAAUCAAAACUUUUUCAGAAAAUCUGGGCCAGGAGUCACUCCCUCUAGGAGCAGGGGCCCAGCCCAGGGGCCCUCAGUGGUACUAGGACGACCGAAGCAAUUUCCAGUAGCAUUUUUAUGUAUUCUCUCACUUAGAUUCCUUUCUCUUUUAUGUCUGUAUCUCUCCAACUCUAUUUUCCUCUGCCUGCCUGUCUCUUUCUUUGUGUACACAUACAAAUUCUUUUCCUAUUUUCUCUCUCCUCCUCCCCUCUUUUCUUCCUUCUUUCUUUUUAUUCCAGUCUUGCAAGAAACUCUGAAAUAACCUUCAGGACAAAAAUCAUUGGUGGCUCUGUAUUUGUAGUUACUGUGAUUACUGUUGUUGGUGUUUUUCUUCUUUUUAUUGUGUGGCAAUAUCUAUGUUUUCACUUAUGAUGAGGGAAAAACUAGUUUACUAUAAAGGCCAGUUAAGUUCCUCCCUAAUGGAAUCAUACUCAGUUUCACUUCUUAUAACACAAAUUGCAUCUCAAACCACCCAUAGCUAUUACCUUUUAAUUCGGGCUUCCUUGCCAUAAAAGUCUCUCCUAGGCAAAUAAUGGCAAGCUAACAAUUCCAGAAUGCUGUCUAAAUCUAUUUUCUUACACUCCCAACAUUUACAACCUUCCUCAUUCACCACAUUCUUCCAGGGUUAGGAUUUCUUAGAAAAACUCGGGUGUAUUGUACCUAAUGUCCACUCAUGCUUCUUAAUAUCUUAACACAAGAGCUUGCUCAUUGUCAGUGACCCAAGGGCCACUAAUUCCUAAAGACUAACAAAGAGACUACUAAGGUAGAGGAUACACGGUUCUCUGUGCAUUGCUCUGUGCCACCAAGGUCCUUCAUCCAUGGCCAGGACUGAUGAGCACAUCUGAUGAUGGUGGUUAAAAGGAAAUAGGAAUAUUACCCUGCAGGAAGUCAGAAAAGAGGAUGGCAGGAUCUCUGGUCAGAGCAGGGGUGGAAAGCUUCUGUGAUUAACAGAACACGAAUGCUUCUCCUAAAUAAAUGUUCAUCCCUAGGUUUAGAGCUGACCUGGGUUUCGGGGUUUAUGUGUUUGUGUGGAUGUGCUUAAGGAAUUAAAUCUUCAUGAGUUAAAACACUCAUGAUUACAGAGAAGGUUGGGAUUGCCUGAAAAAUAAAUUCUGAGAAGCAGCUAUGAGUUUCUCAUCAUCACUUAGCUCUUCCUUUUCCCUGCUUUUCUCCCCAUCUCACAACCUCAGACCCUUUGUAAUAGGAACAUUAAUUUUUAAAGACCCAUAGAUCGAUAGCCACACUCUUCCACUUUGAGCCUUUUGAUGGCACUAAAUUAUUGUCCCAGGACUAAUGAAGUGAGUUCAUAUCCUAGAUGUGCACCUUUAAUACCGAGUCCUUUAAUUGCAAAACCUGCUUCUACAAGAAUCUGCUGAGGUCAGUAACAUCUCUGUUUACAUGUCUUGAGUGCUUCAUAAUCAAGUGGCUUUUCCAGGAAUCUCAGUGAUCAAAGAUUUUCUAAUCCUGUGCUACUAUUGACAUUUGCACUUACUACGGAGCCAUUGGCUCUGUGGCCACAUGAUAAAUAUUUGUUGAUGAUAAUGAUAAGGCAGGAAUAUAUACAUCUCUUAAGAGGUCUGUUGGUCUGAACACAGUGAGGGAGAAAAUCCAUGGAGUGCAGUAGCUCAACCUGAAUUACCCAAAGCCUUUGCUUGGCAGAAUAUCUGUGGUCUGUUAUCCUUACUGAAGUGACAGGCUUGGAGAAGCAGGGAAAAUGUGGGGACCAUGUGUGCUAUAUAAACCAAAGACUGAAUACCUUCCAAAUGGACACAUGUUUCUUCCAUUGACUAGUUAAAUUUUCUCCUAAUGUUCUCAUAAAUAAAACUGAAGGUGGUUUGCAUGGUUGAAUGAACCAUGAAACCUUAGGAGGUUUUCUCUUGUAGGCUGUGGAUUGACCUUACUAAAUCCAGAAAUAUAAAAAAAAAAAAAAAAUUAUGGCCUUAGUACCACAUCAUCUUUAAAAUUUAGCAUUUAGUCCCCUUUUCCUUAAAAAGUUUCAGAUAAAUCUAGCGCUUUAUUGAACUCAGAAUAUUGUUCUCUUCGAGAAUGUGAAGAUUUUAAAUAGCCAAAGAAUUUUCAUGUAGAAGAGCUAGCUAAUUAUAGUAUAUCCUGCUCUUUUGAAGACAAUACCAAACUGUUGCCUGUACUGAUAGCAGAACAGUUGAAGAACUAGCACGUGGACUUUGCAGUCUGUUGGCAUCUAUGGUGCUGACUGAUCAGUAGGAUGCUAUUGCCAGGAGCAGAGUGCCCUCUGCUGGAAUAAUCACAGUUAUUCUUUCAGCAAAUUAAUUUGACUUGGGUCACCAUUUCCUCAACAACUAUACUAGUUAUUUGCCUUUCAUCAUACAAAUUCUUUAGUAGUUGAGAAUUUGGUCUACAUUUAUCAUACGAGGAAAGAAUGUCACAAAGUGAAAAAUUGAAGGAGACCCCAUAGAAGAUCUUCUGUCAGCAGUCCUGCAAAAUGUUCGAGUAUAAUGUUGCUCUAUUUGCAAAGAAGAUGCCUCUGGUUGAAAUGUUUGUGCAAAGGUAUAAGCAAGGGACUGCUUGUUUUGUAACUUAUCUCCACUUUAUUCUUGUGAAAUUGCAAAGGAAGAUCAAUAAAAGGACUUCUUUCAUAUGAAUGUAAA